Molecule: messenger RNA, 528 nt
Organism: Nannospalax galili (Upper Galilee mountains blind mole rat)
Lineage: Eukaryota; Metazoa; Chordata; Mammalia; Rodentia; Spalacidae
Gene: Tnfsf4
Product: TNF superfamily member 4
Exons: 3
Coding region: 1-528 (175 amino acids)
Biological process (GO): immune response
Cellular component (GO): membrane
Molecular function (GO): tumor necrosis factor receptor binding; cytokine activity
Source: RefSeq, a predicted model, not a curated record
AUGGACCCUGUGGUGGUUGGGGACCGGCCAAGUGGUGGUGGGGUGAUGCAAUCUAACCUACUUGUCAGACAUAAUGAUGCAGUGAUGUGUAAUGGUGAAACUGAACUGAAACACUCAUCUUAUACCAAGGUGAAGUAUCCCCCAGUUCAAAGUAUAAAAGUACAACUUACCAGAUGUGAGCAGGACAGAUUGUUCUUCAGCCUACCCAAGGAUGAGUAUCAAACCAUGCAGGUGCAGAACAACUCAAUCAUCAUUACCUGUGAUGGCCUUUAUCUCAUCUACCUGAAGAGUUCUUUUUUCCAGAAGGUUGGGAUCAACCUUCAUUUCCGGAAGGAUCAGAAUUCUGUCCUCAUCCCCACAAUGAACAAAGGCCAAAGGGUUGGCUUUGCUAUGGUGGCCUCUUUGCACUUCAAAGACAUAGUCUACUUGAACGUGAAGGCUUCUAAUACUUCUUGUGAAAACCUACAGAUAAAUGGUGGGGAACUGAUUCUCAUCCAGCUAAAGCCUGGUAGAUACUGUGCUCAGUGA